This is a messenger RNA of Periconia digitata, 1053 nucleotides long. Lineage: Eukaryota; Fungi; Ascomycota; Dothideomycetes; Pleosporales; Periconiaceae. The record is from the annotation of a GenBank genome assembly.
UUUCCCCCAAAGAUGACAAAGCCUAGAGCGGACCUCUAUUACUAUACCCCUACAUUCACUGGUGCAGUUAUCACCGCCUCCAUCUUCUGCGUCCUCGCCAUCAUCCACGCUGGUCUUCUCUUCCGAACCAAGACAUGGUUCUGCACGCCGCUUCUUAUCGGUGCACUCUGCGAAGUGGUAGGCUUCACGGCGCGAGCCUACUCGCACUCGAACAAGACGUACUCGACCACCAACGCCGGACCCCUGAUCGCACUGAUAAUCCAAGCCUGUCUCAUCCUCCUCGCACCCGUUCUGUUCUCUGCAACCGUCUACAUGUUUCUAGGGCGCAUAAUGCGCGCAACGGGACAGACGGCGCUCUCGCCUCUCAACAUCAGGUACCUGACCAAGAUAUUCGUCUGGUGCGACAUCAUCUUGCUCAAUCUCCAGAGCACGGGUGCAAGUCUGUUCACCAACAGUCGUGGGAAGGCUUGGAUGAGUGAUUUGGGUCGUGCAAUUGUGUUGGUGGGGCUUGUGGCGCAGAUUGGAACGUUUGGAUUUUUUGUAACUGUUGCUGGACGGUGGCAUUGGAGGAUGAACAAUCUGCAUCCGAGGAGUAUUGCGAUGGGUGGCUUUCGAUGGGAGAGACCAAUAUAUAUGCUGUACGGUGUGAGUGCAAUAAUCACGGGGAGGAACUUGUACAGGGUUACCGAGUUUGCUAUGGGCGGUAAGUUGAUCUUCUUUGGCCAUUGUUGGAGGGUUGUUGCUGACCGGUUUAUUAUAGAAGAUGGGUAUUUGAAUGUGAAUGAGUGGCCUGUAUAUGCAUUAGAUGCUGCCUUCAUGAUCGUGGUACUGAGUAUCUGUGCGUUUUGGUACGUGGGCAAUAUCCAUGAAAGAAACCAGCGACGUGAAAGCGUGGAGUUGAUGGUACAGGGAGAGUCCAUCGGUGAAGGACGUGCCAAGGAGAAAGACGUUGCGGAAGCAAAAGCAAAAGCAAAAGCAUCUGCUGUAUUAAACAUUGUAUUCUUAGGGGUUCCCGGUCUUGUGCUGGGAUUGCUGAAACGGAGACGAACUUGA